AUGACGGGAGAAAAUAUACGUGGGGCGCCGGUGGAGCCUCCGCCGGGCCCGCCAGGCCCCGCCCCGCCCCGCCCACGGGCGCCCCGGCCCCUCAGGCCUACCCCGGCCCGAUUAAUGGUGAUACGAGGCCGCUAUUGUCAUAAAGGAGCGUCCUCUGUUAUAAGAGACAUCAUCACAGUGAAGCCCCGCUCGGUUGUAGAUCAUCUUCACUAUAGACCUGAUGCUGUCUCUCGUGUUAUAUUUCAGGUGAUCCUCGCCGUCGCCGGUCCUCGGGUCCGUGUGUUAUAUCUCUCAGGACUGUUUCCCAUGCGCCCGUUCUUAUCUCGCGGCGCCUGCAUUAGCGACCCCUCCCUGCCCCUCGCCUCACCACACCGGAGGUCCAUGACGUGA
This is a messenger RNA of Danaus chrysippus (African queen), 390 nucleotides long. The record is from the annotation of a GenBank genome assembly. NCBI's taxonomy places the organism in Eukaryota, Metazoa, Arthropoda, Insecta, Lepidoptera, Nymphalidae.